AUGGAAACAAACAACCAUUUUAACUUCACUGGCCUUUCCUCUGCACCUGCUGCCUCAGGACCGAAACCCACGCCUGCCUCAGGGGACAGCCCCUUCCCCCCUGGCUCCUUGCUCAGCUUCCCCACCCAAGGGAAAAGUCUGAACGGGGGCACGAAUGUCAAUGGCUUCUCUACUGUAUCUCACCCCAGCACUUCAGGGACCUCGGCCGCCGGCUCACCGUCCCCUACGCCUGCCUCUUUUCCCCUCAACGGCAUGGCUGGGGGGUCCCGGCCAGCAUCCCCUGGCCACAGCAGCAACCUGCGGGGUGCUGGGCAGGAGUUCUGGGGCAACGGCACCCCUGGCCCCAUGGGGCUGAACUUCGACUCGCAGGAGCUGUACGAUUCCUUCCACGACCAGAGCUUCGAGCUGAUGCAGAACGGGCCAGCCGGCUUCUUCGCAGCAGCCCAGCCCUCCCCUAUGCUGGGUUCUGACACUCAGCCCUUCUCGUUGCCACCAGAGGAGCCGGGCCCCGGCGGGGGGGACACCGACACCACAGCCAAAGAGAUCCCCCCCACCAUGGCAGAGAACGGGGGUGGACUGGUGGGCAGCAUGGAGCUGGAGGAGCCGCAGACAGACUUGAAGAUCUGUGACUACAACGUGUCUGUCCCCGGCCCGGUGCCGCUGGAGCAGGAGGGGCCUGGUCUGUCCCCCAGUGUGGGCAGCGGCUGCUUGGGGGACACGUCGCCCAUGGCCCCACAGCUGGAGGACGCCCACAUCCUCAGCGGAGACCCUCUGGAGCCCUUCGAAUCCCUGGCCAGAGACUUCUAUGAGGAGCGGGACACGCCGGAGGGUCUGCAGUGGGUAAAGCUGAGCCCCGAGGAGAUUCCCUCCCGCAUCCAGGCCAUCACAGGCAAGCGCGGGCGGCCCCGCAACGCCGAGAAGGUCAAACCCAAGGAGCCACCGCCUGCCAAGCGCGGCCGGGGCCGCCCCCCCAAGGCCAAGAUGGUCGAUCUGCUGAGCAAGACGGACGCGCGGCUGCUGAAGAAGCUGGAAGCCCAAGAGGUGCUCAGUGAGGAGGACAAGCUGAAAAUGAGCAAAAUCAAGAAGAAAAUGAGGCGGAAGGUAAAGGCAGCUGCCACCGGAUCCCUGAGGAGGUCCUGUCCCUUCCAGGCCAAGAACAAGCAAAAGCAGGAAGCCAAAGCCCCCAGAGCAAAGGAGACCAAGAAGAAGUCCAAGGCUAAGGAGAAGAAGGGCAAACUGGAGAAGGGCAAAGAGAAAGCCCGGCCCAAGGAGAAGAAAGGCAAAGGGGCUCGCAAGGCAGACAAGGGGCUGCUGGCCCAGCGGCGGCUGGAGGAGCGGCGGCGGCAGCAGCUCAUCCUGGAGGAGAUGAAGAAGCCCACAGAGGACAUGUGCCUGGGGGACCACCAGCCCCUACCAGCCUUCUCCCGCAUCCCGGGCCUCAUCCUGCCCAGCUGCGCCUUCUCCAACUGCCUGACGGUCGUGGAGUUUCUCCAGAGCUAUGGCAAGGUCCUGGGCUUCGACCCAGCCAAGGACGUGCCCAGCCUGUGUGUGCUGCAGGAGGGGCUGCUGGGGGUGGGCAACAGUGCAGGCGAGGUGCAGGACCUGCUGGUGCGCCUGCUGCAGGCUGCACUCUACGACCCCGGGCUGCCGCCCUACUGCCAGUCCCUGAAGAUCCUGGGAGAGAAGGUGUCUGAGAUCAGUCUGAACCGCGACACCGUCUCUGAGAUCCUGCGCUGCUUCCUGACGGCGCACGGGGCGGGCGAGGAGCUGUGUGAGGGGCUGCGGACUAAGCCCUUCCAAGCACUGCCCCCGGAGAGGAAAGCUGCCAUCCUGGCCUUCCUGGUGAACGAGCUGAACAGCAGUGCCCUCAUCAUCAGCGAGAUCGAGAAGACCCUGGACAGCAUGUCCCACUACAGGAAGAACAAGUGGAUCAUUGAAGGGCGACUGCGCAGGCUGAAGGUGGCCCUGGCCAAGAGGACCGGCCGUCCCGAAUCAGAGAUCACGGGCCUGGAGGACUGUCGGCGCCGACGCAGCUCCCGCCUAACGGAGGAGAGGGGCCUGGAGAUGGAGGAGGAGGAGAAUCAGGGACGGAAGUCCCGCCGGGAGGAGGAGGCUGACGCGUCUGCAUCCAGUGUCCCAGAGCUGGAGCGGCAGAUCGAGAAGCUGGCCAAGAGGCAGAUGUUCUUCCGCAAGAAGCUACUCCAUUCCUCACAGACACUGCGAGCAGCUUCCCUGGGCCAGGACCGGUACCGGCGCCGGUACUGGGUCCUGCCCCACCUCGGCGGCAUCUUUGUGGAGGGCACCGAGGCAGCUGAGCCAGAGCCCCCAGAGCCCCCCAAGGAGAAGGCUUUCCCCCACAGCGCCCCGGUGAAGCAGGAGCCGGUGGAAGUGCCCAUUCCCAGCCGGACGAGCUGCGCAGCCUCACGCUCCCGCGGCCGGCCCCGAAAGAGCAAAGAGGAGCAGUCGGAGCACAGUGGGCCCAGACCCUCACCCCUCAACGGGGUACUGGAGGAGCCGGAGCCACUGGGGCAGAGCCAGCAUGACCUCAGCCAGUCUGCCUUCCUCUCAUGGCUGAGCCAGACCCAGUCCUCCCUGCUCCAGGACUCAGUCCUCACCCCUGCCAGCAGCCCAGCUGAGCCCUCACUGCGCACCCCCACGCAGCCCUUUGGCCACCCCCGUGGCGAGCUGCCCAGGGGCUCAGCCAGGCAGCUGAAUGGCCUCCCCAUGGACGACCCCACAGCACCUCUGCUCGCUUCCACACCAGUGUCUGCCAGUGCCAGGGCCCACGGUGCCUGUCCCCGGAGCCGGGGCAGCCUGGAGAGGCUCCAGGACAUGCCGGGGCAGCCCAAGCGCCGAGGGCGGCCCCCCACCAAAUUGUUUAAGCAGAUUGAACAGAAGUACUUGACCCAGCUGACGGAGCAGCCCGUUCCCCCUGAGAUGCAGAGUGGCUGGGGGGGGGGGGGGGACCCCGAGGAGCUGGAGGCUGUGGCCCGUGCUCUGCACCCACGGGGGAUCCGGGAGAAGGCACUGCACAAGCACCUCACCAAGCACAAGGAGUUCCUGCGGGAGGUCUGCCUGCGCUCCACCACAGACCCCAUAUUCCACCUGCGCCCCGAGGCGCGCCGGGGUGUGACAUUGCGGGGCCAGCCCAGCGACCUGACCUUCUGCGAGAUCAUCCUGAUGGAGAUGGAGUCGCACGAGGACGCGUGGCCCUUCCUGGAGCCCGUCAACCCCCGCCUGGUCCCCGGUUACCGCAGGAUCAUCAAGAACCCAAUGGACUUCGCCACCAUGCGCACGCGGCUGCUGCAGGGCAGGUACUCCAGCUCGGAGGAGUUUGCAGCCGAUGCCAUGUUGGUGUUUGACAACUGCCAGACCUUCAACGAGGACGAGUCCGCGGUGGGCCGGGCCGGGCGCGCCAUGCGCCGCUUCUUCCAGAGCCGGUGGGAGGAGUUUUAUCAGGGAAAACAC
Messenger RNA from Chaetura pelagica (chimney swift), 3468 nucleotides. It is a transcript of the gene BAZ2A, whose product is annotated as bromodomain adjacent to zinc finger domain, 2A. Gene Ontology annotation, cellular component: rDNA heterochromatin. The annotation marks the transcript as partial. Gene Ontology annotation, molecular function: DNA binding; protein binding. The transcript is spliced from 23 exons. The record is from RefSeq and is a predicted model, not a curated record. NCBI's taxonomy places the organism in Eukaryota, Metazoa, Chordata, Aves, Apodiformes, Apodidae.